GUAUCGAGUAUGUGAUUAUUGGCAGAGUCGAUCUAUCAAUGCACAAUUACCCAGAUUUCUCUAUAACAGCCGAAUGAUAAAUGCAACAACCAUUUAUCCCGAGAAGUUACCCAUUGAGCGAAGAAUCGUGUCAUCUGUUGGGACCGCAAAUUUAUAUGAAUGUGCAGUAGCGUACGCUUUGUAAUACGUGUACCCGCGCACUCGCGUUUAUUAAUUUUUUUUCUAACUGAAAACUAGAAUGUGACGUUUGGUAAAAGUACUCCAACAAAAUUCGGCAAAGUUACACGCCGCGGCGGCAGUAUCAGGACAGAUUGGAAUACAAAGAGAUGGAGAACAACUCGGGUAAUAAAGCGAAAUCUUCCGUCCGAACGCUGCUGCGACGUGUACCUGUACACAUAUCUCGAACGUCGGAGCGUGUCUUUUAUGAACUCGGACUUCGUAUCGCACAACGUCCGGCCAGAUGGCUUGCCGGAAGUACGGUUGUGGUUCUAUUUUGCCUCGCGGGACUUCUGUGUUUCCGACAAGAGAAGAACCCUCUCAAACUCUGGGUACCUCCAGACUCCGAUUUUCUACGAGACACGGAAUGGAUCAUGGAGAAUUUCGGCCAGGGAUUGAGAGUUCAAACCUUAAUUAUGACCGGUGAAAACGUCUUGGAGCCUCGGGCGCUUAUGAAGCUGAACGAAGUGACGAGCCGUAUAUUAAAGUCACACGCAACCACUGGAGGAAACACGUCCUGGACAGAUGUGUGCUUAAAGAUUCCCGUAAUUCCCAAAUUCGUACGGACGCUUCGUAAAAUCAACUCGCCAGACAAUGUUGGAGACUAUUUCUUCGACGAUGAACAAGACGAAUCUGAGAAUGAGGAUGAGGAUAGCUUCGGUAUAUUGUCGUGGAUACCGACUAGCGUGUACUGCAACAUGUAUAACUCGUUCGAAAAGAGCUGCUACCUGAAGAGCAUUCUGGAUGUAUGGAACUUUGACGAUGCUACAAUGAGUAACUUGACAACAGAUGAAAUUGUCCGCAGUAUAAAAACUGUAAAGACCAGUCCCAGUUUGGGACAUAAAAUGAAUUACGGUGAACUCUUAGGCGGCAUAAUCAGGGAUGAUACUGGACGGAUAAUCGGUGCAACGGCGGUAAAAACCCAAUGGUUUUUAAAUGUGAAUUUUUCAGCGGUUGACAUGGACAAAAUUGGCAACGACGUGGGAACUGCCGACUGGGCAACGGAAGACGUUUUAGAAUGGGAAAAAGUCUUUUUGGAAGCAGCCAAGGAUGAAACUGACAAGCUUCGACUGGAAGAACGGAUCAUAGAAGGAGGCCUAGCUCUUUGGUAUGAAGCCGGCAGGAGUUUUGGGGACAUUAGCUCGUCAGCGAUGUUUCAGGACAUCGCGAAACUCAUUGGCGGAAUAAUGCUGAUGUCGCUUUACGUUCAAGUUAUACUUUCGAGAUUCAACUGGGUCGAGUGGCGCUCCUGCCUGACCAGCGCGGGGCUGAUGUGCGUAGGUGGAGCCUUCAUUAUUGCCGUGGGAAUUUGCUCCUUGGCCGGAGUUCCUUACGGACCAGUUCACACGUCCUUGCCUUUCAUGCUAAUGGGUCUCGGGGUGGACGACAUAUUCGUCAUGAUGGCAGCCUGGGACCAGCUCCAUUCCAACGAGCAGAAUCAUGUCCGUCCGGUGACCGAGAGAAUAGCACUGAUGUUGAGCCACGCUGGAUCGUCGAUAUUCAUAACGUCUUUGACGGACGUAGUUGCCUUUGUCAUAGGCGCGUCGACGAUCCUCCCGUCUCUUCAAUCCUUUUGUAUUUACGCAGCGGUCGGUGUCUUUGUUACCUUCCUUUUGCAAAUCACAUUUUUCGUUGCAUUUUUUACCCUCGAUACGAAACGGAUCGAGGCCAAGAGGAACGGGAUUCUACCGUGCAUAGUACACAGCGUUUAUCAGCCGCGGACCAAAAACGAGGAUCGCAUCUCGUGGCGUUUCACAGGCUUUCUGUAUUCCCGCGGAAUAUUAACAAGGUGGGGAAAACCCGCGGUGCUGGUGAUAACCGCCGGUAUUGCAGCCUUCGGUAUAUACGGCUCGACGUGUUUAGAGCAGCAUUUUGAUCCCGAGUGGUUUCUGCCGGAGGGAACAUAUCUGGCAGAAUAUUUGGACCAAUUCAAACAACACUAUCCCGAACAGGGCCACGAGGGAUUUAUCUUCAUGGGAGAGCUCGAUUACGUCUCCAAUUUUCCCAAAAUUUUACAACUAUGCGAGACGUUGAAAAGCUUGGACAUUUUGCAAAAUAUUGAUCAGUGGCCGGUGAAAUUUGCCCGGUUCGCGAAGAACCAAUUAUACGUUGAAGAUUUAUCAAAAGUGGACGAGUCAUCGUUCAGGAAUUACCUAUCGCAGUUUCUCUUCAGUAAGUCGGGCGGAAAGUAUCAAACGAACUUCCGUUUCGCAGGGAACCUAAGUUGCGGUGAGCCGGCGCCAAAAAUAUUGAUAUCGAGUAUGGAAUUUAUCUUCGCGAAAUUCCACGAUCCCAAGGAAUGGCUCGGUGCGAUGGACGGUCUAAAAGAGAUCUGCUCUGGUUCGGGAAUCGACGGGUUCGUCACGGUAUGGAGCAAGGUGUUCGCGACCUGGGUUACGGACAAGGCGAUAUCGCAGGAGGUAACCCGGAACCUGAUCCUCGCGCUGAUAUGCGUGAUGGGAAUGACGGCUGUGCUGGUCGCGGAGCCUCAGACCUGCUUCUGGAUCUUCUUGUGCGUGCUUCUGACCCUCGUCGACGUUUGCGGUCUGAUGUAUUACUGGGGUUUGACCAUUGACAUAGUGUCCUGCAUCGGUCUCGAGCUCGCCGUGGGAUUGAGCGUCGAUUACGCCGCCCACGUUGCUCACUCCUUUCUGAAUUCGGCGGUGCCGGACGUUGGUGGAAGCAGAGUUCCCCGGACUAUAAGCGCCGUUAAACACAUUGGAGCAGCGGUUGUUUACGGCGCGGGAUCAACUCUGCUCGCGUUAUCGCUGCUGGCCACAUCCGAGGCUUACGUAUUUCGCUCGUUUUUUAAAAUAUUUUUCCUAGUUGUUACAAUCGGUCUGUGGCACGGUUUGAUGUUCCUACCAGUUGUGUUCAGCGUUAUUGGUCCCCGAGCUUUGCGCUACGAUAGUGGAGACGACACGAGCAAACAGACUGUACCGAAACCUUGGAAAACUGUACAAAACGAAAUCGACUUGAACAAGGGUGAUGUGCGGGGUGAAGCGGAAACCGAACUCAUGUCACCGGUUGAGAAUAAUAAGGAAUAAUUUUAUCGACAAUUGUGAUGUAGAUGGAGGAAAAGAUAAAAAUUUGCACCGGUUCAUAUCAAUACAAGUAAAAAAUGACGUGACAUACACGCGGCACUGUGCAUCUUGUUAUAUUUUUAAUAUCGAUAUGAAUGUAUUCUUUAUCAAUAAUAUUUAUUUUUUGGUUCAAUAAACAUACAAAAUUAUUA
This is a messenger RNA of Neodiprion virginianus, 3451 nucleotides long. Its product is annotated as patched domain-containing protein 3-like. Gene Ontology annotation, cellular component: membrane. The transcript is spliced from 8 exons. The record is from RefSeq and is a predicted model, not a curated record. Lineage: Eukaryota; Metazoa; Arthropoda; Insecta; Hymenoptera; Diprionidae. Bases 327 to 3263 code for a protein of 978 amino acids.